AUGUCUUUAGUUGCUUACGAUGAUAGUGGCUCUAGUGAAUAUGAAGAUGAUGAUCAAGACAAGUCACAUGUCCCGACAAAUAAAUCAGUAGAAGUUGGGUUGAAACCUGAACCAUCAACUUCAAAUAGCCCAGUGCAUGAUGAGUAUGAUACUGGAAUAGAUGGAAGUUUGUUUAAUGCUUUACCAAAGCCUGCGCACAAGGCCUCUAGAGUUAUUGAGGAAGAAGAUGAAUUUCUUCAUAAAAAAGAGGCCAAUAUUGUUAAACCCAAAUCUAAGAUAACUGUACCUUCACUCAGUGAUUUUAAAGAUGUAGCUGAUACUGUACCUUCGGCAAAACCCAGGGUUGUAAAUGGUAAAAAGUCUGGUCUACUGAGUAUAUUGCCACAACCUAAAAAUGGAAGCAUGUCCUUAACAAAAAACUCUUUAAUACCCCAUGUCCUAUCACAGAAGUCAGGUGUUAGUAGCAUAAAGAAAAGCGAUCAUUCUCAAUCUCAUCCAAAAAAACCGAAAAUCGAAACAAAAAAAUUGUUAAAAGAAAACUCUGAUGACAGUGAUAACGAGGAUGUAGUAGAAAAUGAUUUCUUCUCAAUAAACCAAACUGUUGAUAUUCAAGAUCAUUUAACUUCAGACACUGAAGUGGAUACAGUGCAAGAGAUUAGACCAACUACAAGUAAGAAAGAAGUGAGAAGUAUUGAGUCUUAUUUCAAAAAAGAUAUUGAAAAUCCAGAACCCUCAGAGCUAGCAUAUACUGAACAAAAUAAUUUUGAAACAACAUCCAGUGCAGCAGGUUCAGAAAAUGAUCUAGAACUACCCCCUGCAAAUGAUGUAAUCCUUGAUGAUGAGGCAAUAUUAAAACUUGUUGGAGCUCGUGGAAAGCGCAAGAUGGAAGAGAUACAAAUAGUUGACUUUAAUCAACAAGAAGUCCUUGCUGAAGCAAGGGAAUUGUUACUCAAAGGCCUUAUGGAAGAUACUAGUAAAAGAGUUUCAGCUAGUAAAAAGAGAGGGGAUGAACCUACACAUAUGCAGAAAAGGAAACACCAGAUUACAUACUUGGCUCAUCGGGCAAAAGCUAAUGAAAUUGAAUUACAGAACAAAUGGGCAAACAACAGAAUGUCAAAAAGACAAAGUCAGUCCAAAUAUGGAUUU
This is a messenger RNA of Iphiclides podalirius (scarce swallowtail), 1146 nucleotides long. Lineage: Eukaryota; Metazoa; Arthropoda; Insecta; Lepidoptera; Papilionidae. The record is from the annotation of a GenBank genome assembly.